UCUGGCACUGAAUCCAUUCUCAGAGGAUGGAAUGAGUAUCUCUCAUCAUCAUUGCGCUUAUGCAGCACAUUUGGUGUACAUGCAACCCAAGAAUAAUGGAAGACGACGAAGUUUCUUACAGUUGCAUGUACACCAACGUAAAGUGUAAGAUGUGGAGACUUUAUUACCAGUCCUGUCCAGCAGUAUCACAUAAUGGCAUGUAGAGGGGCGUGCUGUUGUGGUCCUGCUAAUGAAGAUAAUGCCAGGUUCUUAAUGUUGCUGCUCCUCAUCAUCCUCUACCUCCUGUGCGGAGCCGCGGUGUUUUCAGCCCUGGAGCAUCCCAAGGAGAAACAGGCGAAGGAAAGGUGGGCUCAGAGGUUUGAGCUUUUCAGCCAAAAGUACAAUCUCAACAAAAGUGAUCUGGAGAAGUUCUUGAGACAUUAUGAAGAGGCGAACAUUGCGGGAAUACGGGUGGACACCCUCAGACCACGCUGGGAUUUUACUGGAGCCUUUUAUUUUGUCGGUACUGUCGUUUCCACCAUCGGGUUUGGAAUGACCACACCUGCCACAGUCGGAGGCAAAAUCUUCCUGAUCUUUUAUGGCCUCAUUGGCUGUGCAGCCACCAUUUUAUUUUUCAAUCUGUUCUUGGAAAGAAUAAUAACUGUGUUGGCUUUUGUGCUCAAGUCCUGCUAUGAAGUCCAACGGCGACGCAAAGGAGUUUUACCUCACGACAGCAGACGAGACUCGAGCAAUGCGAGGCUAGAUCGUGAAGACAGUCUUGCAGGAUGGAAGCCCUCAGUGUAUUGUGUGAUGUUGAUUCUUUGCGUGGCAGCAAUGAUCAUUUCAUGUUGUGCUUCGGCCAUGUACUCCUCAAUCGAGGGAUGGGGAUACUUGGAUUCGCUGUACUUCUGCUUUGUGGCAUUCAGCACCAUUGGUUUCGGGGAUAUGGUGAGCAGCCAGCGAGCAAGAUACGAGAACCAGACCAUCUACCGAAUCGCCAAUUUUCUCUUUAUUGUAAUGGGCGUUUGCUGCAUUUACUCGCUAUUCAACGUCAUUUCCAUUGUUAUCAAACAGGUGCUCAACUGGCUCCUGAAAAAGCUUAAGAUCCAUUGCCAUCACUGCCCCUGGAGGCCUCUCCGGCCCCGUAGGAACGCGGUCAUGCCGGGCCAUCUCCGAACACGUGUUCGUAACAUAUCCAUAGACACGGAUGCAGUGAAUGAUAGCGAGACGGAUGGACGCAGGAUGUCUGGAGAGAUGAUCUCCAUGAGAGACUUCCUGGCGGCUAAUAAGGUCAACUUGGCGAUCAUGCAGAAACAACUGUCUGAGACGGCCAACGGCCAUCCGCGGGCAUGCGGCUCAACAAACAGGCACAAUGGAUUCUCUGGUGGGGUCGGAGCCCUGGGCAUAAUGAAUAAUAGGCUUGCAGAAACCAGUGCGGACAGAUAAAUAUUACUUUUACAAACAAACUAUCACAAUGACUUCAUGAAAAAGCCAGAUUGCACUGCCCGUAGUUUAGCUAUAUUGUUACUUUCAUAAUACAGAUGUAGGCUUGUACACAGUCUCUAAUAUGUGUUGAAUGCUGUAGCUGAAAUAUCCAUUGCUGCUCUAAAGGUAAAGAAGAUGUAGAACUGAAGCUCAGGUCUGAUUGAGGUGCUGGGAGAGGCUUUGCUGCACCAUAUUUUGACUCAACUUUUUUGGUUAAACUUUAUUUUAAGGUGUCCGUGUUACUGUGUAAUUAUACAUUUAAGUACUGAGUAAUAUUAAUUGAGUACAUGUACUUAUUAUAGGGUUUGGGU
Messenger RNA from Rhinichthys klamathensis goyatoka, 1775 nucleotides. It is a transcript of the gene kcnk13a, whose product is annotated as potassium channel, subfamily K, member 13a. The transcript is spliced from 2 exons. The record is from RefSeq and is a predicted model, not a curated record. Lineage: Eukaryota; Metazoa; Chordata; Actinopteri; Cypriniformes; Leuciscidae. The coding region runs from base 193 to 1425 and encodes 410 amino acids. Gene Ontology annotation, cellular component: membrane. Gene Ontology annotation, biological process: potassium ion transmembrane transport; stabilization of membrane potential. Gene Ontology annotation, molecular function: potassium ion leak channel activity.